GUUGGACUUAUGCGAAGUGGAAGAAUGUUAGCUGAAGAUGAACCAAUUCAUCUUUUAAAUCAAUAUAAUGAAAUUAGUUUAGAAAAUGUUUUUCUUCGAUUAUGUUAUGAAGAUCAAAAUUGUAUUCGACAACAAACUACAAUGAAUAAUAUUGAUGACGAUUGCGACACCGAUGUAUCCAAUAAUAUUAACGAACAAAAUUUAGAAUCAACUUAUGUUGCUGAUACAGCUGUCGAAAGUCUUCUGAUAACAGUUAACAGAAAACAAACCUCAAGAAAAAAUUUUAUUGAUUAUUUUAAAUUUCCUCAUAUACAUAAAAUUUAUGCAUUAAUAAUGAAAGAUUUAACAUUGGUUAAACGAAAUAUUAGUUUGUUGAUAUUUCAAUUUCUAAUUCCUGUUAUUCAAAUUUCACUUUUUUGUCUUUGUAUUGGUCGUAAUGCUGAACAUAUUUCAAUGGCACUUUAUAAUGGUGAAGCAGUACAUGGAUUUCCAACAGAAAAUUUAAGUUUACAGCUUUUAAAUAAAAUAAAUCCUCAACAAAUUGACAUUACAUCAUUUAAUGGUUUUAAUAAAGCAAUGGAUCUUGUUAAACAAGGACAGUACUGGGGUGUAAUUGCUAUUCAAGAUUAUUUUACACAAGCAGUCAAAAAUAAGUUUGCAUUAGUUUUAGUUUAUAUUGAAUUUUAA
This is a messenger RNA of Rotaria sp. Silwood1, 687 nucleotides long. Lineage: Eukaryota; Metazoa; Rotifera; Eurotatoria; Philodinida; Philodinidae. The record is from the annotation of a GenBank genome assembly.